This is a messenger RNA of Aethina tumida (small hive beetle), 1746 nucleotides long. Its product is annotated as outer dynein arm-docking complex subunit 1. The record is from RefSeq and is a predicted model, not a curated record. The transcript is spliced from 5 exons. Bases 59 to 1678 code for a protein of 539 amino acids. Lineage: Eukaryota; Metazoa; Arthropoda; Insecta; Coleoptera; Nitidulidae.
CAAUCAGUUAUUUCGGCGAUUUCGCGGUUUCGUUUUAAGGGGGAUAUUUAACAAAAUUAUGAUGAGUAAAAAGAAACUCGCAAUUCCAAUGAGAAAGCCAUUAUCCGAAGAGGAAAAGGCUUAUGAAAAAGCUCUUCAAGAUGAAGAUGAGCUUAAAAGUUUGAAAACCACCGCUAUUGUUUUGGAAAGAAAAAGAUGUGCUAUGAGCAUGUUACGUCCCAUAACACAUAUCAAACUAAAGAAUGUGCUGAAAAAAGAAAGCCAGAAUGUGAACACUGCUCUUAAAGUAAUUAAUAGCGCCGUCAAAAGAAAUGAGUUCUUCCGAAUUUUGGACGAAUUGAGAAAAAUGUUAAGUCAAUAUGAUGACUACAAAAGGAAAAUAAAAGUCAUAAGAGACUAUCUCGCAGAACUGGAAAACCAAAUCUACUUAAAGGAACGGGAGGUUUUGGAAUUGAAAUCGCGACAACUAACAGACCGACAGCACUUUGAAAAAAACAUUAGAGCGAAACGUACUCUAGAGAAUUUAGAGAAAAAACUAGACGUUCAAUAUAAACAAUUUGGAAUGAUAUGCACUGAAAACAAAAUGUUACGACAAACUAUAACCGAUCUAAUAUGCUUAAGAACAAGGUUUAACCAAAAUUGGCAAAGUCUGAUCAAGAAAAUAGUUAAAGGUAAACAUUUCAUGCUUGAUCUAAUUAGACAAGCAAAGAAUACCUUCGAAGAACGAGAAGAAUGGGUGAUAAAAUUGAGAAUAUUGCGUCAAAAAGCUAAUAGAGAUAUGAUGAUUCAUAAUUCGCAAAUGCGUCAAUUGGAUUGUAGGGCAGAUAAUAACAAAAAACUGCACACAUUCCUUACUCUGAAGAGCACCAGGAGAGCAAUAACUGAAAUAGAAAACAGAUUGUGGAAGCGGAAACAAGAAAGGGUCAAGGAAUUGGAAGAUACAGUGACACAUUAUCAUAGCAUAUUAAACGAGAUAUCAGAAUUUAAAGGCGAAAGAAGUAUCCAAGACGUAUCAAAAAUGUACAUCGAACAGGAAUUUAGAAAUUUUUCCAUGUUCAUGCGCAUAGUGGAUGUUAAUACUCACAUAGAAGAAUUAUGUGAAGAGGUCAAUAAAAACUACGAAAAAAUAAAUGAAAACAAAGAAAUUAUUUUCGCGAUAUAUAAGAAGCAAAUAAAAACUAUAAGUGACCUAAGAAAAAAACUUGCGCAACAGGAAAAUGACACGAAUGCUGCAAUAAGGCAACACAAAGAUGUUGAAAAUUAUCUCGAAAAAAUAUUCCAAUCACUUGGAAGACUAUUCAAAAUAUGCAACUGUGAUGAAGAAGAGGCCCAGCUUCCGUUAGAAGCACCCAACAAAAUUACUCAUUUCAAUGCUAUGUCCUAUGUUAGAGUUUUGGAAAAAACAAUACAUCACUACAUACAACAUCACUUAAUAGAAACCCUCCCAAAGGUCUCUACUGUAAGUCAGUUGAAAAGUAGCCCCAAAAUUAAGACCAUAGAAAGUAUCAUAAAGGCAGAUCCUUGUCCUGUUUGUAUGGAACGUAAAUAUGUGACCGAUUUGGUAUUGUGUGCACAACGAGUGUGGACCAAAGAAGAAAUCAAAGAGUAUUUUGCGGACGAUUUCAAAAAGCCUGCGCUCUUUCAUCGGCAAUCGAAAUGCAAUUUGUCGCACUUUUAAAAUUUUCAAUAAGAAAAUAAUCACAAUUAAAUUUUAUUUAUUAAAUAUAUAUAUAGUAAAUUUGUAAA